Messenger RNA from Phycodurus eques (leafy seadragon), 1665 nucleotides. RefSeq names its product oocyte zinc finger protein XlCOF6.1-like. The record is from RefSeq and is a predicted model, not a curated record. The coding region runs from base 102 to 1394 and encodes 430 amino acids. The transcript is spliced from 2 exons. Lineage: Eukaryota; Metazoa; Chordata; Actinopteri; Syngnathiformes; Syngnathidae.
AAUACGGAAGUAGCAACGCUUCGCGAACAACAAAAGAAAAAAUAAACCAUACAAACUCCAAGGCGACAACGUGAAAUCGAGUGAAAGGAAACCACAUCCAAAUGUUGAAAGAGUUGGUAAGGGAGCGACUCGUUGCGGCCGCCGACGAAAUCUUCGGACUGUUCGAGAGAACGAUAAUGUCGUACGAGGAACAACUCUGUCGAGCGAGAGCGGAGACCGAGCGACACCGACGACAACUCGAAGCUGUUUGCGAGACUCAAACAGUGCUGCACAACGAAGACGUUCGGCAGUUAAUCGGUCAUCGAGAAGAGUUUUCUCCUCAUCCGCUGUGGGGGAGCUCCAGUUUGGAGCAUCUACAGCCAUUCCACAAUAAAGAGGAAGAGAAGGAUCCACAGCCCUGCCACAUUAAAGAAGAAGAGGAGGAGGAGGCUGUUGUCAGCAAGUUUCCACUGACUGUUGUUUCUGUGGAGAGCCAACAUAGUGAAGACAAAGCACCAGAGUGGACACAGCUUCAUCAUCACAGUCCAAGUGGAGACCACCGUGGCGGACCACCAACUGCCCAACUCGUCGGACCACUGUCACAGAAUGACGACAUGGAAGAUACACAUGAUACAGACCGUGAGGGGGAACAAUCGGGCUGUGAAAAGGAGACAACGCUUAACAAGAAAACUUCUGAAACGGGCAGAAGACUUCACGCGCAUAAAGAACAUUUGCACUGCUCGGUUUGUCGUCAACGGUUUUCUUAUGAAAGUACUUUAAAACUACACAUGCAGACACACGCAGGAGACAAACGUUUUAAUUGUUUAGUUUGUGGUGAAACGUUUGCUCGAAAAGGAAAUAUGAAUGUACACAUGAAAAAACACACAGGAGAAAAAGCUUUUUGUUGUGCAGUUUGUGGUAGAUGCUUUACCCGAAAGGAAAAUUGGACCGUACACAUGAGAACACACACCGGAGAAAAACCCUUUCGUUGCUCAGUUUGUGGUAAAACAUUCCUUCAUAAGUCCAACAUGGUGACACACAUGAGAACACACACGGGAGAAAAACCUUUCUCUUGCUCCACUUGUGAUAAAAGCUUUUCUUACAAGUCUGAUUUGAAUAGACACAUGAGGACACACACAGGAGAAAAACCCUUUAGUUGCUCAGUUUGUGGUAAAACAUUCCUUCAUAAGUCCAACAUGGUGACACACAUGAGAACACACACGGGAGAAAAACCUUUCUCUUGCUCCAUUUGUGAUAAAAGCUUUUCUUAUAAGUCUGAUUUGAAUAGACACAUGAGGACACACACGGGAGAAAAACCCUUUAGUUGCUCUGUUUGUCAUAAAAGCUUUUCUUGUAAGUCUGAUUUGAACAGACACGUCAGGACACACACAGGAAAAAAUGUUUCAUUGUCAUAAGUAGUUUGACUGCUUUUGGGCAGUUAGAGUAUAACAAUAAAAAAAACUAUAACAACUCGGUUUUUAAAAUAUGAGCCUCUACCAAAUGGUUGCAAUGUCACUUCAUGGUUGAAUAAAGCCGUAAUAAUGGCAAAAACUGCAUGGAAAAUUGGCACUUAUUGUAUAUAGUAUUUUCAAAGAAAUACAAAGCCUAAAGGACACUGGGUAUUCAACACGUUGAUUUGUAUUUCAGUGCAUGGAAGUAUUGAAGAAAAUCUGAAACAUUAUCAAA